AAAUUGGUCUGGCUUCACUAUUUUUUAGAAGUCUGGCAACGCCGCGACGAAUACAACCUUUGGACCCCCAACCCUCCCCUUGCAUUUUAGACAAUCUCUGUCUGUGGCUGCUUGAGAGAAAAUGGCUCGUGUUUUGGUUGGAGUAAAGCGUGUGAUCGACUAUGCCGUCAAGGUGCGCGUCAAGCCCGAGAAGAAUGGCGUUGUCACACAGGGCGUCAAACACUCGAUGAAUCCCUUCGACGAGAUCGCCGUCGAGGAAGCUGUCAAGCUGAAGGAGAAGAAGCUGGCUGGCGAGAUUGUCGCCGUCUCCGUGGGUCCCACGCAAUCCCAGGAGGUUAUCCGCACAGCUUUGGCCAUGGGUGCGGAUCGCGGCAUCCAUGUGGAGGUCCCAGCAGCAGAGUACGAGCUGCUGCAGCCGGUGCACGUGUCCAAGAUUCUCGCCAAGCUGGCGCUGGAAGAGAAAGCGGAUCUGGUGAUUCUCGGCAAGCAGGCCAUCGAUGAUGAUGCCAACCAGACGGCUCAAAUGACAGCCGCUGUGCUCGACUGGCCCCAGGCCACGUUCUGCAACAAGGUGGAGAAGACGGACGCAGGCUUGACGAUUGUGCGCGAAAUCGACGGUGGUCUGGAGACCAUUAAGACUAAGACGCCGGCUGUGCUGAGCGCUGACUUGCGCCUGAAUACGCCACGUUACGCAACUUUGCCCAACAUCAUGAAGGCCAAGAAGAAGCCUCUAAAGAAGGUGACACCCAAGGAUCUGGGCGUCGAUACCACGCCACGCAUUGAGAUCAUCUCCGUGGAAGAUCCGCCAGUGCGUCAAGCUGGCGCCGUUGUUGCCGAUGUGGAUGCUUUGGUGGCCAAGCUGAAGGAAGGCGGCCACGUCUAAGAUGCAAAAUUUUGAAGUCGUUGCACUUGGACGCUCCAAAUAAACUGCCUGCCUGCCUCCCUCUGCUCCAUAUGGUGUGAUCCACAGUCGGAGCCAAAGGUCAAAUGCUCAAUUUUGGUAGAAACUUUUGUUUGUUCAAUUCUCUUAAACUAAGUGUGGAGUAAAUACA
Messenger RNA from Drosophila albomicans, 1052 nucleotides. RefSeq names its product electron transfer flavoprotein subunit beta (gene Etfb). NCBI's taxonomy places the organism in Eukaryota, Metazoa, Arthropoda, Insecta, Diptera, Drosophilidae. The record is from RefSeq and is a predicted model, not a curated record. Gene Ontology annotation, cellular component: cytosol. Bases 122 to 883 code for a protein of 253 amino acids. Gene Ontology annotation, molecular function: electron transfer activity. The transcript is spliced from 4 exons.